Phalaenopsis equestris is the source of this 679-nucleotide messenger RNA. RefSeq names its product 50S ribosomal protein L35, chloroplastic. The transcript is spliced from 3 exons. Gene Ontology annotation, biological process: translation. Bases 101 to 538 code for a protein of 145 amino acids. NCBI's taxonomy places the organism in Eukaryota, Viridiplantae, Streptophyta, Magnoliopsida, Asparagales, Orchidaceae. Gene Ontology annotation, cellular component: ribosome; large ribosomal subunit. Gene Ontology annotation, molecular function: structural constituent of ribosome. The record is from RefSeq and is a predicted model, not a curated record.
CCCACCGACCAAUCAAAAUCUUAUCCUGGAGAAAAUGGUGAGUUUGUCUGGCAAUUGAAAAAGGAGAAAGUUGACUGGAGAAGCACACAAAUCGCCGACGAUGGCCUCCGCCGCCUGUGCUGUCUAUCUAUCGCACCGGCCCUUCUACUCACAAACGGUUAGACGCUUUCAUGCCAUUCACAUCUCCCCAUCUCCAACAUCAUUCACCAUGAAGACCACUCUCAGUUCCUCCAAAACCCUAUCCACUUCCCUUCUAUUUCAUUCCCAUUCCAUAAUUCCUUCUCCGAAGCAUUCCACCUUCACAGUCUUCGCGGCUAAGGGAUACAAGAUGAAGACCCACAAGGCCUCGGCGAAGCGGUUUAGGGUUACGGGUAGGGGAAAGAUUGUCCGUAGGCGAGCGGGGAAGCAACAUCUUCUUGUGAAGAAGAAUAAAAAGAGGAAGCUGAGGCUAUCCAAAAUGCAUGCAGUGGACAGGAGUGAUUAUGAUAAUGUAAUUGGUGCGCUCCCAUACCUUAAAGUGAAUCGUCAAGAAACCUGAAGCCUUACCCACCUGACAAAGAAUCAACUCAAAAGAUCGGUUUUGUAAUAUUUUAUCCAAGUAAUUUAUUUUCAAUUUGGAUGCUAGUAAUUGUUCUACAUGUAAUUGCUGUAUCUUUAUAUGUUAAAAGAUUUAUUUUCA